Messenger RNA from Knipowitschia caucasica, 243 nucleotides. The record is from the annotation of a GenBank genome assembly. NCBI's taxonomy places the organism in Eukaryota, Metazoa, Chordata, Actinopteri, Gobiiformes, Gobiidae.
AUGUCUUUUGGCCUGAAAAACACGGCCCAGUCGUUCCAGAGGCUAAUGGGCUCGGCUCAUGUGGACAUUUCCAGACCAUUCGAAUUGUCCCAGGCCCCACGCCGUGGAAGCUCCCCAGCACUGUGUUCCUCCCAGCACUGGGAUUCCCUCUGCUUGGACAGUGUCAUUGUCACCGGGGCCAGUGGUCGGGCCGGCUGUACCCACCACUCCACUCCCCUCAACUCCUGCCACCUGUACUCUUAG